Tripterygium wilfordii is the source of this 1076-nucleotide messenger RNA. RefSeq names its product probable plastid-lipid-associated protein 4, chloroplastic. The coding region runs from base 73 to 849 and encodes 258 amino acids. NCBI's taxonomy places the organism in Eukaryota, Viridiplantae, Streptophyta, Magnoliopsida, Celastrales, Celastraceae. The record is from RefSeq and is a predicted model, not a curated record. The transcript is spliced from 6 exons.
ACGUGACGCACUCUAUGUGAUUCACAGCUAUCCUGCCCAACCUGAACCAGUCGAGUAGAGGCAAGUCUUUCAAUGGCCUUAUCUUCUUGUGCGCCACGGAUCCCAGCCUCUCAUUCACUCUCCACAGAGUCCUCAUCACUUCCAAACCUCCUCCUCCACUCUCGUUCUCCUCCUCUCACCUUUAACAGUUUUCCGGCCAAACCUUACAACAACGACAGCAGUUGGUACAAUCUUAACAACCUCACAUCCGAUUCAGGUCUUGAGAAAUGGAGAGCAAGUGUUUCUUUCUUCCCUGCGAUUUUUAACAACAAAGCCAAGAAUGCUAAGAUUCUCAAGGAAGAGCUUCUUAAGGCUAUUGACCCUCUCGAUCGCGGCGCUGAGGCCACUCCCGAGGAUCAGCAGAAUGUCGAUCAGAUUGCUAGCAAACUAGAAGCAGUUACUCCGAUUAAGGAGCCACUGAAGUCUGAUCUACUUAACGGAAAGUGGGAGCUUAUAUACACUACCUCAACAUCUAUUCUGCAAAAGGAGAGACCCAAGUUCUUAAGGUCAGUUGCAAACUACCAAGCUAUCAAUACAGAUACACUCAGGGCACAGAAUAUGGAAUCUUGGCCUUUCUUUAACCAGGUGACAGCAGAUUUGACACCUCUGAAUCCAAGAAAAGUGGCUGUAAAGUUCGAUUUUUUCAAAAUCGGGGGUCUAAUACCUGUUAAGGCACCCGAAAGAGCUCAAGGAGAAUUGGAAAUUACGUAUUUGGAUGAAGAGUUGAGAAUAUCCAGAGGCGACAAGGGGAACUUGUUCAUCUUGAAAAUGGUUGAUCCUUCGUAUCGAGUUCCUGCCAAAAAGGAUUAGGCCUAUUGUAUCAUUUCUUACAAUGGUCGUAUGUAUAUUAACUAAUUUGUGAUUUCCCUUUGUCUUGGUUAGAGGGGUUUUUCACUUGUCUUUGUUUUCUUGGCAAACUCUGUCGAAUUGCCUUAGUUUUUGAUGUUGUUAUGUAAGUAAGCUCUUCAGUCUUCCUUGUGUUGUGCCCAAGAACUCCAAGAUAAAUAUAAACACAAAGAGAUACAGAUAUUUACGUA